Messenger RNA from Tuber aestivum (summer truffle), 1547 nucleotides. The record is from the annotation of a GenBank genome assembly. NCBI's taxonomy places the organism in Eukaryota, Fungi, Ascomycota, Pezizomycetes, Pezizales, Tuberaceae.
AUGGCGGAUCAAACGGAAGUCGAUCUGGAUUCUAUUAUCGAUAGACUGCUAGAAGUUCGCGGUAGCCGCCCUGGAAAACAAGUUCAAUUGUUGGAAGCCGAAAUUCGUUAUUUAUGUACCAAGGCUAGAGAGAUAUUCAUAUCGCAGCCAAUCCUACUGGAGUUAGAGGCUCCAAUCAAGGUAUGAUAUCAUUAAGGCCCGAUCAUACGUGCAUUGUUCCUUGGGCGAUCGGAGGUUCUGGUGUGUGCUAAUGGGUUCAACUAGAUUUGCGGGGAUAUUCAUGGGCAAUACUACGAUCUUCUUCGACUCUUCGAAUAUGGCGGAUUCCCUCCGGAGGCAAAUUACCUGUUUCUUGGCGAUUACGUCGAUCGGGGAAAACAAUCGCUUGAAACUAUCUGUCUCCUUCUGGCGUACAAAAUUAAGUACCCGGAAAAUUUCUUCAUCCUUCGCGGCAACCACGAAUGUGCCUCCAUAAACCGUAUCUAUGGCUUCUAUGAUGAGUGUAAAAGGAGAUAUAACAUCAAGCUGUGGAAAACCUUUACAGAUUGUUUCAACUGUCUGCCGAUUGCAGCUAUCAUUGACGAAAAGAUUUUCACUAUGCAUGGCGGCCUUUCCCCUGAUCUCAACUCUAUGGAGCAAAUUCGUAGGGUCAUGAGACCUACUGAUGUAACCAGCCCCUUCCCCAUCGUCAAUUUAUUGUUGUCGGAGGAUCGGCUCACGUUCUCUCUCUCUCUCUCUCUCUCUCUUAGAUCCCAGAUUGCGGUUUACUCUGCGAUCUUCUUUGGUCUGACCCGGAUAAGGAUAUCACUGGCUGGAGUGAAAAUGACCGUGGCGUCUCUUUCACAUUUGGCCCCGACGUUGUCUCGAGGUUUUUGCAGAAACAUGACAUGGACCUCAUCUGUCGCGCUCACCAAGUCGUUGAAGACGGCUACGAAUUUUUCUCCAAGAGACAGCUUGUCACCUUGUUCUCCGCACCCAAUUACUGCGGUGAAUUCGAUAACGCUGGUGCAAUGAUGAGCGUUGAUGAGAGUCUGUUGUGCUCGUUCCAGGUACGUGGAAAAUUUACUCCUGUUCAAACUCCGGAUGGUACAUUUUUGUUGUGCCCGUAGUUUUGUGUAUGGGGCUGACGACUACCCUUCUAGAUCUUGAAGCCUGCUGAGAAGAAGCAGAAGUACGUUUACGGUGGAAUGGGGACGGGCAGACCUGUUACUCCUCCCAGAAAGCAGAAGAAGAAGUGAUCCUGAGUUUGAUAUCCUUAUUAGGAAAUCGGUGUCGGCCUUUAAAAGUUGGUAUUGAUUUGAAAUGAUGGGGAGCGGGGAAGGUGGUUGAACGGGGUCCGAUGCGUUUUGCUAGAGGUUUUAAUUGAGGCAGUUCUCUUGCUUGGGGAAAACAAAUUAAGGGGAGACAAAAUGUGAUAGGGGUUCAAAUGGGUACUGUUGGAUCUGCGUACCUUUGAUCCUGACGGGAAUCCCUAUUCUAUGAGAUGCUUUUGUGCUUUGUGUUUGAGAAAUGAAAUGGAAUAUCGGUGGAUAAUGAUUCCUCACGGC